CUCGGUUGCUAAGACAACAGUGGUCCGCUUCGCUCUCUAAAACAAUGUGCAGUCCAAAGUAAAUUUCAGGUUUAAUUAAAUUCAAUAAAUCUCCUGAUAACUGAUAACCCUAGUCAGUUAGACUGGGAAUGCAGGGACGAUACAAUGGCUGUUCCUGUGUGGGCUCUCUCCCUCCCGCUGCCUGCCAUUGUUAUGAUCUCUGUGGGGCUCUAUAUGAUUUUCCUUGCAGCUGUGCUGUGGUGUCAUCACUGUCUCAAGGCCAAGUGUGAUCCUCAGUGUUCAGACUGCUGCGCAAGUUUCUCUCCUUGCGAGUACUGUUUGGUGUGUGCCCAGUCAUGUGACUGCCGUCCACCAUCUCUGCGAUCCUGUCUGGACUAUUCCUGCCCCUCCCCUAAUUGUGCAAUGUGGGAUUGUGCCUGUACCUGUCAGCCUCCAGAGUGCGACUCCAUCAACUGCUUCUGCUUUGAGAUUAAGUUUAAGUAGAAGGGUGGAUGGAAGGAAAAAAACAAUGCCUUAGAAACUCCAAGUGACACUUAAGUAUGUUUCAAGCUAGAAAUUGUGAUUCAGUCUUUGGUUGUUCUGUAUGGUGUCUUAGACAUUACCACACACUUCCUAUUCACAGUCAUUGAACUAAAGUGAAGAUUAAAUGUGCAUUUACUGGGAAUAUGUAGUUAAACUAAAGCAUGUAUGACUAUUUUUUUCAUGUUUAAUAAAACAGCGUAUAUAUUAUAAACACAUACUAUUGCAGUAUAAGGGUUACUGGACAUAUUUCAGUCAUAUUGUGAUACCACUUUCCCAAACUGCUGUAAUUCCUGAAGUACACAAGCAUUACAGAACAAUGGAAAACUGAGGCAAAAGUAACAGCUUUAUUUGUAUGAAUUUGUAGCAUGCUUUUACUUUUAAAACAGUAAGUUUAACUAUUUUUUAUAUUUCAAGCACAAAAGGUCCUAUUUACUUUUUGUAACAUUUUACAUUCCUGUACUUUUUUGUUGUUUAUUUUUUCCAAGUGUGUUUCUCUUUGGCAUCAAUGUAUUUGGUAUGAUGGACAUUUGUGCUUCAGUUGCUGUUCAGUGUAUCUCAUUCUGACACAGAUAUCUCUGAAAUGUCUGGACUGUAUGCUCACCUAUAUAUGAGAUACACUUUUAAUUAUAGAUCAGCUUUUUUAUAUAUACAAACUGUAAAAGUGUAUUAAGAGCUAGUUCAUAUGUUUAAUAAUGUAAUUGUUUACAGGGCAUCAUCUUUGUUGUUACAUAAGAAAUAUGAUCUAAGUAUGUGUGCGUAUUGUAUUAUGUGAAAUAUGAUACAGUAAUGUAUGUAGCCAUAUUCCGAAUGCUUACAACUAACACACUAUGGUUUACAAAGUAAACCUGAUGUGCCACUUCGUAUUGAUGGACCUACUGUUGUCUGUUUUUAUAUAAAUAUGUGCUAUUUUUGUAAUUGGGUAAUGAUUUUUUUUUUUUUUUAAUGAGGCUUUGUUUAUAG
Molecule: messenger RNA, 1482 nt
Organism: Labeo rohita (rohu)
Lineage: Eukaryota; Metazoa; Chordata; Actinopteri; Cypriniformes; Cyprinidae
Exons: 4
Coding region: 145-483 (112 amino acids)
Source: RefSeq, a predicted model, not a curated record